AAAGAGAGAGAAAGUUAGAGAGAGAGAGAGAGAGAGAGAGAGAGAUGGGUGAGGCGGAGAUGGCGACGGCGGGCGAGCAGAGUCCGAGUCCAAGGAGCCCAGAGGCGAAGCUUGGAAUGCAAGUGGAGGAUCUGUGGGACACGCAAGAGCGUCAGCUCAGUCCCACUGAGAAGCUCAACGCUUGCUUUGAAAGCAUUCCUGUUUCUGCUUUUCCUCCUGCUCCUUCCGAUCAAGUGAUAGAGAUAAAAUCAGAUUGUAGCUUAGCUGAGGCUGUUCAAAUAUUGGCCGACCACAAAAUCCUUAGUGCACCGGUUGUGGAUGUUGAUGCGCCUGAGGAUGCUAGUUGGAUUGACAGAUACAUUGGGAUCGUUGAAUUCGCAGGCAUUGUUGUGUGGAUUCUGCAUCAGUCAGAACCUUCCUCUCCUAGGAGCCCAAGUAGUGGAAGUGCUGUUGCUGCGGCGGCAAGUGGUGUGACUUCUUUGCUUGAACUUGGAGUGUUGGGCCCUGACUCGGCUGCACCGACAUCAGGAAACUUCUUUGAGGCCCUGACUGCAUCUGAAUUUUACAAGAAUACAAAGGUUCGAGACAUCUCGGGGUCAUUCCGGUGGGCUCCAUUUCUUGCUUUGCAGACAUCCAACUCAUUUUUGACUAUGCUUUUACUGCUUUCCAAGUACAAGAUGAAGAGCAUCCCUGUAGUUGAUUUGGGCGAGGGCAAGAUUGAGAACAUAAUCACUCAGUCUGCCGUGAUUCACAUGUUAGCGGAAUGUGCUGGCCUUCAUUGGUUCGAGAGUUGGGGAACCAAGAAACUAUCCGAAGUUGGUCUUCCAACGGUGACUGGUAAUCGUAUUAUCAAGGUUUACGAGGACGAGCCAGUCUUACAAGCAUUUAAGCUGAUGCGGAAAAAGAGGAUUGGAGGGGUGCCUGUGAUUGAAAAUGGUGGCACCAAAGCAGUUGGUAACAUAAGCUUAAGAGAUAUCCAGUUCUUGCUUACAGCUCCAGAGAUCUACCAUGAUUAUAGAUCCAUCACGGCUAAGAACUUCCUAACAGCUGUUAGAAGCUACACGGAGAAGCAUAAGGAGGCUUCCCUGACUUUGAGCGAGAUGAUCACAUGCAAAAAGGACCACACCAUCAAAGAAAUGAUUUUGUUGCUCGACUCCAAGAAGAUCCAUCGAGUGUAUGUUGUUGAUGACGAUGGGAACUUGGAAGGAGUGAUUACUCUCAGAGACAUCAUCUCAAAGCUAGUUCACGAGCCUCGUGGCUACUUCGGUGAUUUCUUCGACGGAGUUCUACCGCUGCCUCAAAACAGCAGGGUUUGAUCACCAACAACUUUCUCAUCAUUCCAAUGAGGAUUAACCCCUUCCUUUUUUUUUUCCCCCUUUAGUGAUGCGUGACCUUGACAUGGAUGGUGUGAGUUGAAUAUGGCCAUUGUAAAAUAGCAGGGCCUUUGUAAUUAAUCAUCUACAGUUUGACAUGGCUUUCUGUUUUGUACGUUUUGCUGUACCCUUGAGCUUCAUUCAAGGAUUCUUGUAAAACUCUCUAAUAAAAGCAGCCUUUGUUCA
Molecule: messenger RNA, 1559 nt
Organism: Morus notabilis
Lineage: Eukaryota; Viridiplantae; Streptophyta; Magnoliopsida; Rosales; Moraceae
Product: SNF1-related protein kinase regulatory subunit gamma-1
Exons: 7
Coding region: 45-1316 (423 amino acids)
Source: RefSeq, a predicted model, not a curated record